AUGGGAUCAAACAUCAAGAGUAUACCGGAGUUCCCAUCUACACUCCUUGAUGACCCACUGAUCUGCCAAGUUAUUGACAGUCUCCAGUUGUUCAACCUCACUCCAUCCGAGCUCAAGGAGUACGAGACUGAGGUAUCAAUGCUGGGAAAGAAUUGA
Acytostelium subglobosum LB1 is the source of this 156-nucleotide messenger RNA. RefSeq lists its product as hypothetical. The record is from RefSeq and is a predicted model, not a curated record. The coding region runs from base 1 to 156 and encodes 51 amino acids. NCBI's taxonomy places the organism in Eukaryota, Evosea, Eumycetozoa, Acytosteliales, Acytosteliaceae. The transcript has a single exon.